Molecule: messenger RNA, 1231 nt
Organism: Talaromyces stipitatus ATCC 10500
Lineage: Eukaryota; Fungi; Ascomycota; Eurotiomycetes; Eurotiales; Trichocomaceae
Exons: 3
Coding region: 1-1152 (383 amino acids)
Biological process (GO): regulation of DNA-templated transcription
Molecular function (GO): DNA-binding transcription factor activity, RNA polymerase II-specific; zinc ion binding
Source: RefSeq, a predicted model, not a curated record
AUGGCCCAUACUCAAACACCCAAGCUUCGAUCAGCAUGCGACGCAUGCCACGAAGCAAAAGUGAAAUGUACAGGAGGGACACCAUGUGUACAUUCACGCAUUGGAAAACCCAAAGGGAGUCGCAAUCGGAAAACCCUAGCUCGCAUGCAAGAAGCUGCCAUUCAUGCGGCGAAGAGUCAAACAAACUGUCCUACGCCUCCAUAUGCUUUUGAACCAGUCCCGCUCAGUAUUUUGUCUAAUUCCAUUACUUCGACGCCAGAAUGGCUUAAUUCUAAUCACCCGAUACCUACCACGCAGCAUACGCCUUACGUACCCUACACCUGGAUAUCACCGCAAUCAACACCAACACCCCCAGAGAGCGUUGAGAUUGACCUGAAUGGAUUGCAGUUGCAUCAUGACCUGUUAACCUAUCAACAGCCAGCAUCUCUAACAGCAUCAUUUAACCCCAACAUGGACAGUUCACAACUUCCAACAACAUCGACAUGUACUGGGAAUUCAAGUUUCCUUUCCCCGUUUCAAGAAACGAACAGCAGCUACCCUCCAAUUUGGCAAUCACAUGUUGGCACAUGUGAUUGUUUCCACUGGCAGACUUCGAACUUGGUCUCACUCCAUGCACUCAAGUCAACACCCGGCAUAGUGCAGAGCAGCACAUUUAACAAUUCCUUGCAAUGUAUGGCCAGAACAAUUUCUGCUUGUCAACGAACCUUAUCAUGCCAGUCGUGCGUAAAGAAUUCGUCCACGAUGUUCUUUCUUGCUGCAUCCUUGCAGAUGGUAUCUGAUCAUCUCGAAGUUCAUAUAUCCAAUGAGCAGCUGGUAAAUUCAGCGUCACUGCUUUCAACAACAAGCUCAUUUUCGUCCUUCUCCUCAGUAUCACAUCCAAGGAUUUCACGAGAUCCACAGCCUGAGCAACAGAGAGCUAUCUGGAUGAUGCAGAUUCGUCACAUGCUUAUCAAGACCCAUAAUACGCUGAGAGACAUUCGGGAACUUGUUGUCUUGAAUCAACAGAAAUCCUCUAUAGACUCUGCGAUUUCCGGGGUUGGAGAAAUGGCACCAGGCUCUUCGAGUGAUCCAGAUUGUCUUUACCAGGUACUGGACAAACUUGAGGUUGGAAUAGGGUCUCUGCUUGGUACUAUUGGCCCACGGCAGGCUUAGAAUGUGCCAUUACAAAUAGAUUGCAUAUUAUUAAUAGUCAUGAGAUGAGUUCUUUCAAAAAAAGAUUGUGGUUGUACCC